UCUUCUUCUUCUUCAUCUUCUUCUUCUUCCUCUUAUCUCUCUGUUAUAGAAGCUUGGAAGAAAGAGAAAGAGCAUCCAUGGCUAUUUUCACAGUUAUUAUUGGAGUUGUAUUGGGACUUUGCCUCUUGAGCACUUUCCUUUUGAGAUGGAAUGAGAUGAAGUACAAGAAGAAAGGCCUACCCCCUGGUACCAUGGGUUGGCCACUUUUUGGUGAGACCACUGAUUUCCUCAAACAAGGCCCCAGCUUCAUGAAAAACCAGAGAGCAAGUUAUGGAAGCGUUUUCAAAUCUCAUAUCUUGGGUUGCCCUACAAUUGUCUCAAUGGACCCAGAACUUAAUAGAUUCAUUCUCAUGAAUGAAGGCAAAGGAAUCCUUCCAGGAUACCCUCAAUCCAUGCUCGAUAUUUUGGGCAAAUCGAAUAUCGCAGCUGUUCAUGGCUCUGCUCACAAGAACAUGAGAGGUGCAUUGUUAUCACUUGUUAGCCCCUCAAUCAUCAGAGAACAAAUCCUCUCCAAAAUCGACGAGUUCAUGAGAUCCCAUCUUCUUAAUUGGAAUAAUCAAAUCAUCGACAUUCAAGAAAAGACCAAAGAGAUGGCGCUUUUAUCAUCACUCAGACAAAUUUCUGGAACUGAAUCUUCCUUAUUAUCGAAAGAAUUCAUGCGUGAAUUCUUCAACCUUGUUGUCGGGACUCUUUCGCUUCCAAUUAACCUCCCGAACACAAACUAUCAUCGCGGAUUACAGGCUAGGAAGAACAUUGUGAGAAUGUUGGAGGAAUUGAUUGAUGAAAGAAGACGUUCUCAAGAAACCCAUAAAGAUAUGCUUGGUUUGUUGAUGAGUGGUGUGGAAAACAGAUAUAAAUUGAGCGAUGAAGAGAUGAUUGAUCAGAUAAUUACGAUUUUGUAUUCUGGGUAUGAGACAGUUUCGACUACUUCAAUGAUGGCUGUGAAGUAUCUUCAUGAUCAUCCAAGAGUUCUUGAAGAACUUAGAAAAGAACAUUUGGGAAUCAGAGAGAGAAAAAUGGCAGAGGACCCACUUAACUGGAAUGACUACAAGUCCAUGAAGUUCACUCGUGCGGUGAUAUUUGAGACCUCCAGAUUGGCAACCAUUGUUAAUGGAGUUUUGAGAAAGACUACAAAGGAAAUGGAACUCAAUGGGUUUGUGAUUCCCGAAGGAUGGAGAAUAUAUGUAUAUACAAGAGAGAUUAAUUAUGACCCGUGUCUAUAUCCGGAUCCGUAUACUUUCAACCCAUGGAGAUGGCUGGAUCGAAGCUUGGAAACACAAAAUUAUUUCUUCCUCUUUGGAGGGGGGACACGACAAUGUCCUGGAAAAGAACUUGGCAUAGCGGAAAUCUCCACUUUUCUUCAUUACUUUGUAACUAAAUACAGAUGGGUAGAAGUGGGAGGAGACAAACUCAUGAAAUUUCCAAGAGUUGAAGCCCCAAAUGGACUACAUAUUAGGGUUUCGGAUAUGCCCAAAUAAAAAAUAAUAAAAAAUUGGGUACAUGUACAAAUGAUAUUGAUAGUAGUAGAUUUUGACACAUUUGCUAGAGAUUGUACAAAAACAAAUUUCUAGCAAGAUAGGAUAAAAGUUUCUUGGGGGGUUUUCCAACAAAAUAGGGUUUUUCAUGGAGGAUAUUUUGUUGGAUAUUUUUGGUAAUGAUUAUAAAAUGAGGUGGAGAUAUUGACUUGGGUUUA
Molecule: messenger RNA, 1693 nt
Organism: Lactuca virosa
Lineage: Eukaryota; Viridiplantae; Streptophyta; Magnoliopsida; Asterales; Asteraceae
Source: the annotation of a GenBank genome assembly